Molecule: messenger RNA, 3226 nt
Organism: Siniperca chuatsi (mandarin fish)
Lineage: Eukaryota; Metazoa; Chordata; Actinopteri; Centrarchiformes; Sinipercidae
Gene: klhdc3l
Product: actin-fragmin kinase
Exons: 8
Coding region: 1671-2984 (437 amino acids)
Cellular component (GO): Golgi apparatus
Molecular function (GO): protein binding
Source: RefSeq, a predicted model, not a curated record
AGCUAACAGGCUCAAUUGUACGGUGACUUCUGCUACUGCUCUACUCUGCGCUGAAAGUGCAUGCGCCUCGCAAGAUCUCGCAGAGCCAAAAAGUGGAAUUCCAUCAGUAAUUUUAAUGAUUUGUGAGGAGAUUUAGUGUUUAUGACAAAUAUUAACCUUUACUAUCCUAACACCAGUGUUGGCAGACGACCUGUAGCCUGGAUGAUAAUCAUAUAGGGAUUAUUAGACCAGAAAUAUCCCGAAGUUUAGGCUACUGAAGGCCAAGCACUGUAAUGGUAAAGAGAUCAGACCUCAGCUUCAAUGUUUAAAAAGUUACACUUCACACAGAAUCAGUAUCACAUUGUUGUGUGUCACAAACAGAACUCAUUCACCAAAGCUGACAGGCAGUUUUGGAAAGUUAUCCAAAUGAUCUUACAGGUAUUAAAUCAGUAAUGAAGCUGCUUCGACGAGCGUGGUCACAAGAUGCCGCUGUACGACCUGAGCAUGUCAAAUCAAGGAGCUUCAGUGUCUCCUCACAGUGCAUCACGGGACAACUGUCUAAACUCCCACGCUUAAAAACUUACAUGUGAGGAUGAAAAAUCACAGGUGGUUAAUGCAGGAAAUCGUGCAGACUGUAGUAAACGCUAUUUGUGUGCACUUCCAAUCACAGUCCAAUCACUGUUGAACCUGGUAUUAUCUAAGCUUAACAGUAGUUUUCCCCCCAAAAAAUACCUUAAUAUUCAGUUUCAACAAUGCUUUACAAACGUUUCCUAUGAAUCUGUGUGCUCCUGCGAGGUAAGUGCGUACUGCAGAUCAGAUUGUGCAUGUGCAAAGUGGAGAAACAGUAGCCUACAAAACACAAAAACAAAGUGUUGACAGUCCAGCAAUUGGUGGUAAUGCACACUUAUGGAUGCCAACCACCAUAAAACCCACCAGAAGAAGAAGCCAAUGCUGUGGACUGGACCGGCUUCAUGAGUCACAAACCUUUUCCGUGUGCAGUGUGUUUUCUAAAUAAUGUGCAUGUGUUGUCAAAUGAAUGAUGUUUUCUUCAUUCGCUUGUGUUUUGUCUAUUUGUAUGUGUUUUCUUAAGGUGCAGUGUUUGCCCUUGUCGGCCACCGUAUAAUUGUGAAUUACAAAAAAAUGUAUCUCUGUAGCUGUAGGUAGUAACAAGUCUUGAUAUAGGUACUGUGUAUUUAAUAUUAAUACUGUCAGGUUAUAGGUUGAGCUAUUACAUAACACGUAAGUGUAUUUGUCUUCACUUAACUUCGGCAGCAGGUAGGUAGGUAGGUAACUGCUAGGCCUACUUAACUUCUUACUCACUUGCUCAGUCCUAUUGCUAGGUCUGUCAGUCAGGUAACCCAUGUAACAUCAUUCUGUUACUGUAGAGUCAGACUGCGAGGCCUACAUUUUGUAGCGUAAUCUUAUCUGAAAUAUAGCUAAAUCUCAUUGUACGUACUUCUAUUCCGAAAAAAAAAAACAUUUUAGUAUCGAUAUUUUUGUAUUUUUCCACUUAUGCAAUGUUAUGUCCAACCAAGCACCUCAGUAGGCAACAAGUUGUGUUCCCGACUUUCCAAUUUAGAAAGCACAGUUUACGAGGAGACCCUGAAUGCAGCAGAAGCCCGUACAGAGAGACAACAAUCGGACGGAAGAGGAAAAGUGGGGCUCUCAAAAUGGUCCAGUGAGAGCGGACCAUGCCAGCUAUGAGCCAAAGUAGUCCCUGUCUGUGGACUCGGCUCCCCCAGAGCAGCCGGUCCCCAUGUGACCGCUACAAGCACGCCUGCUGCAGCUAUGAUGGAAAUGUCUACGUCCUGGGAGGAAGAGCCAGCAGCUGUUUGAGGGACUUCUGGAGGUACAGCGUGGUGUGUAACGAGUGGAUAGAGUUGAACUGCACCGGUGAAGCUGCACCAGAAGAACUAGAGGAACAUUCUAUGGUGGCUCAUGAGGGCUUCCUGUAUGUGUUUGGAGGCAUGCUGGAUUCUCCAUACACCAAGUGGAGAUGUUGCCUCUGGGUAUUUGACAUUGCAAAGCAGAAAUGGGUGCACUGCCAGGGAAAGACAAGCUCCCCUCAGACCCAAAUGCCAACCAACAGAAAAGGACACAGUGCCGUGGUGGUUGGCUCUGCCAUGCUGGUGUAUGGAGGUUUCGUAGACAUGAAAGGAUCCUCACAGGACUUUUGGAGUUUGGAUUUUGAUACCAUGUCUUGGUCCCUGCUGAAUGGCUCCCAGCUGGGCUCAUUAGGCCCAGGUCCCAGACACAGUCACUCAGCCAUGGCCUACCAGAGCUGCAUGUACCUGUUUGGGGGCUUGAAAGGCUUGCGGGAGCAGAGAGACUUCUGGAGGUGGAAUUCCACCAGCCAUAUGUGGAGUUCCCUCAAAAACAAGUCCGGCCCCUCCAGACUGAUGGGCCACUCAGCUGUGGCCUACAAGGACAGCAUGCUUCUUUUCGGAGGAGGUGAGAGCCAGAACUCUCCAAAGAACUGCCUGUGGAGGUACAACGUCACCACUCAGACCUGGGGCCAGGUUGCCACACUCCCAGGCUCGAACCCCCCAGACAAGAUUCACCACUGCUGUACUGGGCUGGGUCCCAGCUACAAGUCCAACACCAGCAGCCCCCGCUCCAGCUCAGGACUCCAACCCGUGCUGCUGGAUGGGAAACUAAGGCCCGUUAAGAACAAGUGCUUGCCUGCCCCACUCCCUUUUCUGGGAUCAGAGGGAGCUAUAGAGCUGGAGACGUUCAGCCCAGACAGGUGCUACGGUAGCAAAACACUCACACAGUCAUCAGAAUUGGACAACAGCGUAGAGGGCUUGAUGGGGAAAGAUGCACAGCGGAUUGGAAGCUGUAUGACCUUUGAAAACAAGGCUUUCAGGAAACAGUGCAGCUGCACAGACGAGGAGGAUGGAGAUAUAGCCCAGCAUCUGCCUGAUCAGCUGCUGGUGCUGGGGGGAAGACCUUGCACCAGACACAGUCCCAUCUCCGUAUGGCAGAUGACUCUGACUGACUCAUAAGUGCCUGAAGAACAAACUUUACCGACAUUGUCUCAAUAUGAGAAGUAUGUAAAAAACUAAAUCAGUGUUACAUUAUCACUUCAGCUUUGUUAAAUCGUAUAUGUUUAAAGGGUUUACUGACAAGAAAAUAUCUUGAAAUAUUUUUAUAAUACUGUUACUUUUGUUGUGAGUUUUGGUGUUAUAAAUUAUCACACAUUUCCAUUUUGCAGUAAGUCAAAUAAAUGAUCAGAAAAUGGCAUUAA